This is a messenger RNA of Trachymyrmex cornetzi, 1014 nucleotides long. RefSeq lists its product as uncharacterized. NCBI's taxonomy places the organism in Eukaryota, Metazoa, Arthropoda, Insecta, Hymenoptera, Formicidae. The transcript has a single exon. The record is from RefSeq and is a predicted model, not a curated record. Bases 1 to 1014 code for a protein of 337 amino acids.
AUGUAUCGGAAAAUAAUCGUGCAUGAAAAUGAUCGAGAUUGUCAGCGAAUAUUGUGGAGAUUCUCGACAAGUGAACCGAUUCAGGAAUUCAGACUCAAUACCGUCACGUAUGGCGAAACCAGCUCGGCGUACCUAGCGUUGAGAUGCAUACGCGUACUCGCGAAAGAGUCAGAACACGAAUUUCCGUUAGUAUCACGAAUGUUAUCGGAGCAAACUUACGUCGACGAUAUUUUAGCAGGCGCGGAUAGUCCCGACGAAGCCGCGUUAUUACAGGAACAGAUUACCACAACACUCAAGACAGGCGGAUUCGAGACGCACAAAUGGUGUUCCAACAACAAAGAGGUUCUAGCCAAGAUACCACACAAGUCGAGGGAAGAGAAGCACCGUCACAUGGACACAAGCGAAACGAUCAAGACAUUGGGGCUCAUAUGGAACCCAGACAACGACCAAUUCCAAUUUCAUGUACAUGGACAUGAAGAAGUAGCCACGAAGCGAGAGAUUUUGUCGGCGAUAAGCAAAAUCUUCGAUCCGAUCGGAUUGAUCGGACCAGUAUUAACAGCGGCCAAGAUUAUCAUGCAGGAGACUUGGCGAACAGGAUGUCAAUGGGAUGAAUCACUGCCAGAAGCACUCGAGAAAAAAUGGAAGCAAUUUCGUCAGGAUCUGGCCGCCGCAAAGACGUUAUACAUUCCAAGACGUGCAAUCGCUUUCGAACAUAUAAGAAGAAUAGGCCUACAAGGAUUUUGCGAUGCGUCUGAGCACGCUUAUGGAGCAUGCCUGUACCUUCAGGUCGAGGAUAGGGACGGCGUACAUGCAGCUAGGUUGCUGUGCUCAAAGUCAAGGAUAGCGCCACUCAGACGCAUCUCCAUUCCUAGAUUGGAACUAUGCGGAGCAGUUCUGCUAGCCCGAUUGAUGUUCAACGUUCAACGAGCCUUGCAAAUACAAUUCGACGAUGUGCAAGCAUGGUCCGAUUCUCAGGUCGCACUAUGUUGGAUUCGUGGGGAUCCCUCAAGAUGA